This is a messenger RNA of Westerdykella ornata, 630 nucleotides long. Its product is annotated as bola domain protein. The coding region runs from base 91 to 453 and encodes 120 amino acids. The record is from RefSeq and is a predicted model, not a curated record. Lineage: Eukaryota; Fungi; Ascomycota; Dothideomycetes; Pleosporales; Sporormiaceae. The transcript is spliced from 3 exons.
AUACGAUUUCCUCUCUCUCUUCGCCCACACCGAUUGAGGUGUGAUAUCGACAUUCACCUGACUCGGGUUGGAUUGUCUAGCCGCUGUUUGAUGUUUCUCAGGGCAGGCCUCGCGGGAAAGCGCCUGCUGUCUUCCAUGGCGCAGUCCACGACUCCGAUUGAGGAUGCCAUGCGGGCGAAGAUCACAGAGGCGCUGAAGCCCACGACCCUCGAGAUCCACAAUGAUUCGCACCUCCAUUCGCACCACAAGGCCAUGCAGGGCGUGACGAGCAAAGAGACACACUUCCGCCUGACCAUUGUCUCGCCCGCCUUCGCGGGCAAGCUGCAACCGGCAAGGCACCGCAUGGUGUAUUCGCUCCUCAAGGACGAGAUGGCCCAGGAAGGCGGCAUCCACGCGCUGCAGCUCAAGACGCGGACGCCCGAGGAGGAGCCGCGGGCCCAGGCGAAGGAGUAGACAUUGGAGGGGUUGAGAGUGCAUGUCUAGUGAGCAAAGCCACGAAGAAACUGUAGAAGGGGUGUUGUAUGAGGUAUCUAUAGACGAACUGCCAUCUACCAUAGAAGGAGUGCUUGAACGCCAUACCUUGGGCUCCUACGCACAACCACCUAACAAUAGACUCAACUUGUAUACCAU